Scomber japonicus (chub mackerel) is the source of this 5577-nucleotide messenger RNA. RefSeq names its product proprotein convertase subtilisin/kexin type 5b (gene pcsk5b). The transcript is spliced from 21 exons. Gene Ontology annotation, cellular component: Golgi membrane; trans-Golgi network. Gene Ontology annotation, molecular function: serine-type endopeptidase activity. Gene Ontology annotation, biological process: peptide hormone processing. NCBI's taxonomy places the organism in Eukaryota, Metazoa, Chordata, Actinopteri, Scombriformes, Scombridae. The coding region runs from base 536 to 3307 and encodes 923 amino acids. The record is from RefSeq and is a predicted model, not a curated record.
GGAAACCCCGCGGCUUUAGUUGUUUCUACUCUCCAGAGUGUCAGCUAGUUAUUUGUGAGGAGGCGCUGUAGCCAUUUCGCCACAUGAAAGCCCGAUGAGCUGAACGACCAACAUCCGAGUUGCUCGCGGAGAAGAGAAAUCAGCUUUGAGGAGCUCCUCCGCGCGCACACACAGACGUGAACGAACUCGCGCGCAAAGACGCACGGCGCACACACACACUCACGCACACUUCCUCCUCCUCCGCCGUGGAAAAAAAGAGAGAGGGAGAGAGAGAGAGGAACAGAGAGGGGCACACGGAACGCAAACUUCCAACUCUCCCAUGUGGAAAGCAGAGGUUUGAGGAUACGGUAUAUUUUUCCUCUUCGGGGCUCUGUUCCCCCCCCUCUCUCCCUCUCUUUCACCCUCUCUCUAUGUGUGUUUUUGCCCGGAUAGUUGGGUUUCUAUGAGAGUCUUGCUCGGCGAGAAGAGAAGUUUGGUUGUUUGCCUGGUCGGCUGAGGAGGAGGAGGAUAAGAGUCGGGUUAAAAGUGGGGGAAGAUGGUCCGUAACGCCGCUUGGAGAAGAAGCUUGCUGUGCGUCCUGGCGCUCAGUCUCGGCUUUGCGUCCCCACCGUGCAAUGCUCGGAUUUACACCAACCACUGGGCAGUCAGGAUAGCCGGGGGACCCGAGGUGGCCGAGCGGAUAGCGGAAAAAUAUGGCUAUAGGAACCUGGGACAGAUUGGGGAUCUGAAAGACCACUAUCAUUUCUUCCAUAGUCGGACCAUCAAGAGGUCGACUUUGUCCAGCCGUGGUCGUCAUAGUUUCAUCUCUAUGGAGCCAAAGGUGGAGUGGAUACAACAGCAGGUGGUGAAGAGGAGGAUCAAGAGGGAUUACAAGCAAGUCCCGCCUGUUUCUCUAUCAAGCCCUGCCCACAGCAGCCCUGCCCAGAACAACAUAUUCUAUAAUGACCCCAAGUGGAGCAGUAUGUGGUACAUUCACUGUAACGAUGACGUCCAUAACUGCCAGUCAGACAUGAACAUCAUGGGGGCUUGGAAGAGAGGCUACACGGGUAAAGACGUGGUGGUGACCAUAUUAGAUGACGGCAUCGAGAGGAAUCACCCAGAUCUCUCUCAGAACUACGACCCUCAAGCCAGCUUUGAUGUCAAUGGCAACGACAUGGAUCCCAUGCCGCGAUAUGACGCAACCAACGAGAACAAACACGGGACACGGUGUGCGGGUGAAGUUGCUGCAGCCGCAAACAACUCCAAUUGCAUUGUGGGAAUAGCCUACAAUGCCAGAAUAGGAGGUGUGCGCAUGCUGGACGGAGAUGUAACAGACAUGGUAGAGGCCAAAUCUCUAAGCCUCCAGCCACAGCACAUCGACAUCUACAGCGCCAGCUGGGGACCUGAUGACGAUGGAAAGACUGUGGAUGGGCCAGCAUCUCUGGCCAGGCAGGCCUUCGAGAAUGGCAUCCGCAUGGGGAGGAAGGGACGUGGCUCAAUCUUUGUGUGGGCUUCAGGCAACGGCGGGCGCAGCAGAGACCACUGUUCCUGCGAUGGUUACACAAACUCCAUCUACACCAUCUCCAUCUCCAGCACAGCUGAGAGUGGACGCAAGCCUUGGUACCUGGAGGAAUGCUCAUCCACGCUGACCACCACCUACAGCAGCGGGGAGAACUACGACCGAAAGAUUAUCACAACUGACCUGAGACACCGGUGUACAGACAGUCACACGGGGACAUCAGCCUCGGCUCCCAUGGCUGCUGCCAUUAUUGCUCUGGCCCUGGAAGCAAAUCCUCUUCUGUCUUGGAGAGAUGUUCAGCAUAUCAUUGUAAAGACCUCCAGAGCCGGACAUCUCAGCGCACCUGACUGGAAGACCAAUGCUGCUGGUUACAAUGUCAGCCACCUUUAUGGCUUUGGCCUGAUGGAUGCUGAGGCGAUGGUGAAGGAGGCGGAGCGAUGGAGGCAAGUCCCUGCUCAGCACGUCUGUGUGGAGAGCGCAGACCGACAGAUCAGAACUAUCCGUCCAGAGCAUGUGGUGCGGUCGGUGUACAAGGCGACGGGGUGCACUGACAACCCCAACCACCAUGUGAUCUACCUGGAGCAUGUGGUCGUACGUAUUACAAUCACACACCCUCGCCGUGGAGACCUGUCAAUCAACCUGACCUCACCCUCAGGGACCAAGUCUCAGCUGCUUGCCAACAGGUUGUUUGAUCACUCCAUGGAGGGUUUUAAGAACUGGGAGUUUAUGACCACCCACUGCUGGGGAGAGAAAGCAGCAGGCGACUGGGUCCUAGAGAUCUAUGACUCACCUUCUCAACUCCGCAGUCAGAAAGUACCUGGCAAGCUGAAGGAGUGGUCGCUGGUGCUGUACGGCACCUCUAUGCACCCGUACUCGCCUCUGCGCAGUGAUAAGCCUCGCUCCACAGACACGCUGACGCCCACCGACGAGGAGUUCACAGAGGAGUACAACGGCCCAUGUGACUCUGAAUGCAAUGAGAAUGGCUGCGAAGGUCCUGGACCCCAUCAUUGCAACAACUGCCUCCACUACUUCCUCAAGUUCAAGAACAACACCAGGAUGUGUGUGUCCGAGUGCCCUAGUGGCUUUUUCCGCGAUGACAGGAAACGCUGCAAGAAGUGUUCCUCGUUGUGUGAGACCUGCGUCGGUAGCCGUAGCGACCAGUGCACCACAUGCAGGGCUGGCUCCCACCUCAGCGAGGGCUCCAACACCUGUGUCGCCACCUGCGUCGAUAGCUUCUACCUCGACCAAGAUUCCAACAUUUGCAGGAGAUGUCCAGAGAACUGUAAGAAGUGCACCACCUCCAAUAUCUGCACAGAGUGUAAACCUGGAAUGAGUCUUCAAGGAAACAAGUGUCAGAUGACCUGUGACCCAGGGACUUAUUACAACGGCCACCGAAGGACUUGUGAGCCCUGCCAUCGGGCCUGUGCCACUUGCGCAGGUACAGGUAUAGAGGCAUGCACUAAGUGUGCGGACGGCUACUUACUGGAGGACUGGCGGUGUGUGUUAACAUGCAGCACUGGCUACUACCUGUCAGAGCAGACCUCAGACAACGGGCAGGUGCAGAGGUCCUGUAAGAAGUGUGACCAUAGCUGCUACGAGUGCUUGGGGCCGGGUGAAAGAAACUGCAGCAGCUGUGUCAGUGGUUACAAUCUGGAGGCCGGAGCCUGCGUGGUCAGCACUAUCUGCAAAGAUGCAAAUGAAGAAUCUUGGGCGGAAGGCAGUUUCUGCGUGCUUGUUAAAAAGAACAAUCUUUGCCAGAGGAAAGUGCUGCAGCAACUGUGCUGCAGAACAUGCUCGCAAAAGGGGUGACGGGAAGUACUCACUGAGCAUAAAGGGAGUGCGGGGUAGGGGGGACACGUGGGGGCACAGGGGGCACCCCCUCCUUCUCAACCCCCCCCCCCCACCCACUCAUUCACAGUCACAUAAUUUAUAAGAGAAUCUGUGCCUCUUAAAGGGACUGCAUCGGAGGUGCGAUGACAGGACUACAACAAACCUACCUUUUUUUCUGUACUGGGACACACACAUGUGGUCAGGGUGUAAAAUGACUGGGACUUACUUCAAGAACAAACAAGCAAAUGAAAACAAAAGUGAAAACAAACAAAUGAAUAAAAGUGUCGGUAUUUUGUGACCAAAGCAUCGAUGCCAAAAUAAUUGAACCUUCUUUUUUUGUUGCCAGUGUAGGGUACAUAGCUAAGACAGGAGCCGCUCAGCCUGUGAAUCUCUGAAUACGUCUGUGUGCAUUUUUAUUUUGGCUCCUCCUCCUCUUUCCAAUGUUAACGAUGAACAGAUGGAAACUGAACAUACACUAGGAAAGGUUUUCUGCCUGUAAAUAUAUGUCAAAGGAAAAAAAAGAAGCUCACUCAGUAAUGUGAAAAUAAUGUCUGUCUGGGCUGACUUUGGCUUUGGAGGGGAGGGUAGACAAAUUCUCACACACACACACACACACACACACACGCACAGAGCACAGAUACAUAUAUAUGUAUACCACAUACAAUAAAAAAACAAAAACAUGAGUUUACACACAUGGAGCUGCCUCCACUUGAAGUUGCAGAUGCUAAAGUGUCACAGUUUCCCAAGACUGAUGCACGUUACUGACCAAAAUCACCUCAUUUCAUUUAUUUAAAAACAAAACAAAACAUGAACCCGCCCUCCGAAUAGUAUGUGUGUUUGUCUUUAUUGGUGUGUGUAGGAGAACGCCAUUAAUUCUUGAUGUAAGCCCAGACGGCAUUGAUUCAUUCCAGAGGUACAAGACGAGUCGAUAGUCUUUCCUUCCGGAGCUUUCUGCAGGAAAGGAAAUGCAGCAGCGAGUUGUAAUGAAUUUGUGGUACCAGGGAUGCACCGAUGCCCAUUUUUCACUCAUGAUGCAGAUUCUGGUGACUAAAAUAUGGCCCAAAACUGACUAUUGAUUCCAUCCAUUACUGUGACUGGACGAUUUAAAGCACCGCCAUUAUUUUGUUGUCACUGGAUAAUAAUAAUAAAAUAACAAUAACUCAUAUUUUUAGUUUUAUUUUUUAUUUUUUUUACAGGAAUCUGCAGUUCUCCUACAUGUGAUUUUCCACAUAUGUAACCCAGAUAAAAGGGAAUUUUGAAAAAAUUAUUUCAAAUGGUCAGCUUUGUAUCGGUGCAUCCCUAUUUGUUUCUGCUCUUCAUCAUUCCACUAUAAUGGCAAUGCAUAUCAACUGUAGUGUUACUUUACACUUUCAACAUAAAAGGUCAAUGAUCGGCACAGGAAACAUUCUGUCGCUAUCAUAUUUCAUCUGCAGGUAAAGAUCUCUGACAGGCAGACAGACGGUGGCAAACUGCCGUGGUGCAAAUCGGAGCUGUGACUGUUUAACUUUCAGUAAGUUCACCAAAGUUCUAAAUUUAUACAUAGAAACACAUUUGGGUUCAGAACUUCAUGUUCAAUCAACCCAAGAGAAAUUGGGAAAACGAACACAAUGAAGCAAUCAAUUUUUAUUUCUCUAUUUACAUAUUAAUUGUUAGAACUGAAAGUGGACUUGUUGAUGGCAUCGCUGUGGAAGCAAGAGUGUGUCAGAAAUGUUAAAUCAUAUCGAGCCAAAACUAUACUCAUGUCAGGCCGACAGACGUCAGAUGUCUGGCUUAUUCUUUCUGUCUGUCUCCGAACCUUACCUGGUGGAACUCAAAGCUUAUUCUGGUGGUGCUGUUUUCUAAUAAAGAACAGCAAAAAAUAGUGUUUAAGAUUCUUCUAUUCUAUUUGUGUGGGUUUUCACACCCACAGCUUGAGCAUUUACAAUAUUAGAUGAAUUGUUGUAUCGUCACCUGGUUAUGGUUCUUGAUGAUUUGUAAUAAAGAUUGAUGAAUCCCCUGUUUUGGUUAACAAAAACGUAUUCUUGGUCAUUGUUUAAGAUGACUUGAAUUGACUUUAGAUUGUGUGCUAGUAGUCACACACACAUACACACACCCACACCCACACACACACACAAACCCCUCGUAUAAAGCUGUUUUUAUUGUGUACCUGUGACAUAUCUGUGACAAUGCAUUAUUAAUGUUACUCAAAGUCCUAGUUUUGAAAAUCUUUUUUUUUACUUAAGUGUUCUUAUUAAAAUGUUUAAUCUGUU